This is a messenger RNA of Drosophila ananassae, 3472 nucleotides long. It is a transcript of the gene Ubqn, whose product is annotated as ubiquilin-1. Gene Ontology annotation, biological process: ubiquitin-dependent protein catabolic process. Gene Ontology annotation, cellular component: cytosol. Gene Ontology annotation, molecular function: polyubiquitin modification-dependent protein binding. The record is from RefSeq and is a predicted model, not a curated record. The transcript is spliced from 3 exons. The coding region runs from base 229 to 1893 and encodes 554 amino acids. Lineage: Eukaryota; Metazoa; Arthropoda; Insecta; Diptera; Drosophilidae.
UUCGACAGCCCUGGCGAAAUUCGUCUCAGAAAAGCAGUGUGUGUGUGUGUGUGUGCUUGCAUGUGUGAGAAAGUGACGAAUUACUUUUCAUCAAAUGGGAAAUAAUUUAGUUUGAAAACACGUAUAUAUCCAGAGCAGCUAAAAAUUACAGUUUGUAACAAUAUUUAGAGACAACGAGCUAAAUCGGCCCAGGAAAGUUUUCCCGAAACUCGACAACUCACCAACGAAAUGGCGGAAGGCGGCAGUAAACGCAUCAACGUGGUUGUGAAAACGCCAAAGGACAAGAAAACGGUGGAGGUUGACGAAGAUUCUGGAAUAAAAGAUUUCAAAAUUCUGGUUGCACAAAAGUUCGAGGCGGAGCCCGAGCAGCUGGUGCUUAUUUUUGCCGGCAAAAUUAUGAAGGACACGGACACAUUGAAGAUGCACAAUAUCAAGGACAACCUGACGGUGCAUUUGGUGAUCAAGGCGCCGACCCGAAACAACGAGGCACCGGCCCGCGCCCCCGCCGACGUUCGCCAGACGCCGUUCGGCCUGAAUCAGUUCGGCGGUUUGGCUGGCAUGGAGGCGCUCGGCGCCGGUUCGAGCACGUUCAUGGACCUGCAGGCCCGCAUGCAGAACGAGCUGCUGAACAACGGCGACAUGCUGCGCUCCCUGAUGGACAACCCCCUGGUGCAGCAGAUGAUGAACAAUCCGGAGACGAUGCGCCAGCUGAUCACGUCCAAUCCCCAAAUGCAGGAUCUGAUGCAGCGCAAUCCCGAGAUCUCGCACAUGCUGAACAAUCCGGACCUGCUGCGCCAAACAAUGGAGCUGGCCCGCAACCCAUCGAUGUUGCAAGAACUAAUGCGAUCGCAUGACCGCGCCAUGUCCAACCUGGAGUCAGUGCCGGGCGGUUACAGUGCUAUGCAGCGGAUCUAUCGCGACAUCCAGGAGCCGAUGAUGAAUGCGGCCACCGAGUCCUUUGGCCGCAAUCCGUUCGCCGGACUGGUCGAGGGCGGUGGAUCGGGAGCGGGUGGUGUCAACCCCCAGCAGGGUACCGAAAACCGCAAUCCCCUGCCGAAUCCCUGGGGCGGUGGCGGCACCAACACCACAACAAACGGCACUGGCAGCGGAACCGGCGCUGGCAACGCCGCUGGUACUGGCAACCGGACCGGGGACUUGCCGCCAAACAACGUCCUUAACACCCCGGCCAUGCGCAGCCUUCUGCAGCAGAUGGCGGACAAUCCAGCGAUGAUGCAGAACCUCCUUAACGCGCCGUACACCCGUUCGAUGAUGGAGACCAUGUCGCAGGAUCCGGAAAUGGCGUCGCGCCUGCUGAGCACCAGUCCCCUGCUCUCAAACAAUCCCGCCCUGCAGGAGCAGGUGCGCCAAAUGAUGCCCCAGUUCAUGGCCCAAAUGCAGAAUCCGGAGGUGAUGAACAUGCUCACCAAUCCAGACGCCAUGAACGCCAUCCUGCAGAUCCAGCAGGGCAUGGAACAACUACGCAGCGCGGCUCCCGGCCUUGUCGGUACCUUAGGCAUUCCGCCACCACCACCGGGUGUUAACUCUGCAACGGAUCCGGCCAGCGGCGAUGGGACCACCACUGCUAACAAUGUUUCGCCGCCGAGUGGUGGGAAUGCAACGACCGCCGGCACCGGAGUACCAAACCUGGCACCGGGAGGCGGGCCGAAUGCCCAGCUCUUCAAUGACUUUAUGAUGCGCAUGCUCAACGGUAUGUCCAACAAUACGGACAGCACGCAGCCGCCGGAGGUCCGUUAUCAGUCGCAGUUGGAGCAGCUCGCCGCAAUGGGAUUUGCCAACCGCGAGGCCAACUUGCAGGCUCUUAUCGCUACCUUCGGAGACAUCAAUGCAGCGGUGGAGCGUCUGCUGUCCCUUAACCAGUUGUCCCUGAGUUAACAACGUUAAGCCAUUUUCAAACUGUACACAACCUGUCUUAUAUCUACAAAACUACAACUAUAUCUACCACUACAACCUGGAUAAUGCGAAUGCGAAUGCGAAUGCGAACGAGCACUAGAAUGAGAUCUUAACGAGAAAGGGAACAUGAACGGAUACCCCUCUGCCCAAAAACAAACAAACACACACACACACACCCACACACACAUUAUACUUACACCCCAAGAACCAGCACACCACACAAUUGAAUGGUCAGCGCGCUGAUUGUUAUUACUAUCCAUACUAUACUAUGCGGGAAAUACCUUGAAUCCUACAGGCCCACCCACACAGCACACACACUCCACACUCUAUACUCCCAACCACACUCUCAGUCCCCAAAGCAACCCCUAAGCUAACAGAACACACACAGUCUAAACAGAAAACCAUAUUCACGAGACACUAGAGACGCCUAGAGAACGGGGCGAGAUGAUUAGACAAUCCGAUCAGUCGGAACGGACAGAAGGACGUGGAAGAUAUAUAUGAUUGCAUACCAAAGUUUCGACAGUUGCGUAGUUGAAGAUGAUAAUUAUUAUUUUUUUUUUUUUAAUGUUUAACCCGAACGUUAGACACCACCUGAAUUACCUAAAAACCUUGAAGCGGAAAUGGGUUAGCCACGAAAACUGAUGGAACCAGUGGCGUUAUGUGCAAGAGCAUAUACGCCCCCAUACACUCCCUUACCGCUAAUACACCACCCUACACACACACACACACGACACAUACACCCAGACAUACACAUAUGCAUCUACACUUGAAGAAAAAACGGAACAUUUCACGCAUUUAACAUUCACUGUUUUAUAAUAAACUUCAACAUUUCUGUGCUCUCGUUUAUCAUUGUAAAUUGUAACUAUAAUUUCAUGCCACGACCACCAACACCACAUCGCCCCUCCACGUGAUAUGCUAGGAUUGUGUGCUUUCGAAAAAGAAAAAAAAAAACAAAAAAAAAAAAAAAAUCAAACAUACAAAAAACUAAAAUCAAAAUGUGCUAAAGAGGUGGGUUACUGUGGGUCACUGUGGGCUGUGGGCUGUGGGCUGGAUUAGUCUGGGUGGAUAGUCUACUCCCGCCAAUCACCCCUUUCUCGCGGUUCGCAUCCGUUCUGGUUCUGGUUAUCAGAGACAGCCGCAAUCAGUGGGACAUGAUACUUUACAUAUGUAUGUGUUUAUCUAUAUGCUCGAGUAUAGAUACAUUAAAUAUUCCAUGGUGUUAAAAGACGUAAAAUAUUUAAAUUCCUUAGUAAAAAGAGAGAGAGCCCCCACUUUAACCUCUAUCUUAAUCUUAGCUAUUACUUUGUAUUCGCCUGAUCGCCGUGUGCUUGGGGCUUGGACUUGGGCCUGGGUCGGGUAGGGAUCCUUCUCCCUAGACUCUGGUGAGAGAGAGAGAUCGGGAACGGGUGGGUGGGUGAGUAACUACUGUAAGCUGGGCCGGGCGAUCAGAGAUCGGAGCUACUUUUAUUCGUUUAGUGGAGGAAGUGAAACUAAGUAACUAAUUGUAAAUGGUCACAUGUUUUAAAACAAAUGAAUAAAGCUGCUUUGGUUUUAGAUAAUA